This is a messenger RNA of Ipomoea triloba (trilobed morning glory), 563 nucleotides long. RefSeq names its product protein transport protein Sec61 subunit beta-like. Gene Ontology annotation, biological process: intracellular protein transport. The record is from RefSeq and is a predicted model, not a curated record. The transcript is spliced from 2 exons. Lineage: Eukaryota; Viridiplantae; Streptophyta; Magnoliopsida; Solanales; Convolvulaceae. Bases 139 to 396 code for a protein of 85 amino acids. Gene Ontology annotation, cellular component: Sec61 translocon complex; endoplasmic reticulum membrane.
UGUCUCCUCCGUUUUCAAUUACUCCGUACUUUAAUGAAUCUAUGUGCUUGUGUCGGGAAUGGGGGCCGGGGAGAUAGAUCUUUGAUUUUGGUUAGGGGCAUUUGAUGGAUUCGACGAAUGUUGUGCAAUUUGAACUAAAUGGCAUUGGGAGGAGCUGGUCCACAAAGAGGCACUGCUGCAGCUGCUGCUGCAAACAUGCGUCGCAGGAGGACAGCAGGCGGUGGAGGUGCUGCUGCUGGCGGGGCGAGUGGCACUAUGCUCCAGUUUUACACUGAUGACGCCCCGGGACUGAAGAUUUCUCCCAACGUUGUUCUCAUCAUGAGCAUUGGUUUCAUAGCUUUUGUCGCUGUUCUCCAUGUGAUGGGCAAGCUGUACUUUGUCCGUCGAGAAGCUUAGAGGAUCCUAACCAGUAAAUGUGGGUGAAUUAGUCUUAGUACACUCAGUUUUGAAGCUUAAACUUGUUCUAUAGGCUCUCUAGACUUCUAGUUUGUUUUGUAUUGUAUGGAUUUUUUUUGAUGGCAUAUCAAAAUUUUCUUCAGCAUCAGUGAAGACUGCAUUGUGCA